AUGGAUGAGCCAUGUAAAGAAAUCAACUCUUGCGAAGCAAUACAUGRGUUACCUCCUCUCCUUUCAGAUUUUGAAGCCAAAGUCAAUAGUUUUUGCAACCACGAAACCGCAGAGUGUAAAAUCACAGAGAAAGUUCAAAGCAUUCGCGAGUGGGCUGACGAAAGAAAGUCUGAYAAUGRAWUASAMAAGAUUWCAGAAGUUGGUAAAGUUAUUGAGACCUCCAUUAYUUCUCUURACGACCUKACGAGUGGUGAACCUUCACGAAUCAUUAAAGGAUGUUUAAACAUCGCACAGUCCGUAUCAAGCAUGAUUGGUGGGCCUUACGGUGCCGCUGCAAGUGCUAUAUGUGGUAUACUAGGUGCUAUUYUAUCAUAYAGCUCACCAAGUCAACCAGAUAUGGCAACAAUGCUUAUUCAAGAAGUCAAGAGAGAAAUUCAAAGAGAAUUUAGCAAAUUCARCAAAGCAUUACAAGAUCAGGAAUUCAGCGGCCUAGAUANUCGUAUGAGAAUCAUGGUGGAGCGGAUGAAAUCAAUGAACGAGGUUUCAAAGGAUGAGCCUAUACCAGAUCGCAUUCUCUUUGACACACAUCUCCCUCACUUCACUGGUAAAGUUGCUGUAAACUUCACUAAUUGCGGCAAGUUAACUGACGAAGAAGCGUGCAAGAACUGUGUCAGCUGGGUAGUUUUAUAUUGCAAAGCCCAAACGGCACAUAUCAUGCUGCUCACCGUAAUUAUUGCAGCUUUCAAGUCGAGUGGUCGCGAAACCAAGUUCAUCGAAAGGCARUUGGAAACUGCAAAAGYUGAAUCKAGRGAAAAGCUGGSUUUUUUAUCUAAUGAGAUGCAAAUGAGAAAGAAARGCCGUCAAAGUCGARGUCACACUCUGUUGGCAAUAUACGUUCGGCGCAGUAAUCUAGCGUAUAGAGUGAUUGAAGGAUUUMGAGAAAGYUUGGGAAUKGAAAAGAUGCCACCACUGAAUAAAAUUGGUCUUAUCGCAUUAGAGGCACGUCACUGUUACCCAGAAGAUGUGACUCAUCGUUACGCACGGCCGCAUGCAUGGCAGGGUGCCGAUUGUCACUACUUUCAGUUGAUCAAUCACACAGAAUUUCCUAUCCUMGUGAAAUGUGGUAACGGAGUUGGCAAAAAAGUUAAUUUGUUGMRGUUUACAGGGAAGUUAAACCCAUAUUCAUCUUAUGAACAUGCAGCCACAACUAAGUUYAACAGAACAUUCUCAACAGGAGGAGUCUUCGUUGUCUAUUUUGAAGAUCAAGGGAGCCGAUUUGAGGAGAACAUGCUCGAGAACGAUGGYUCRCGUAUGAAAGUUUUUGAGUUCGCACUCUCCAAGCCGCUKUUUGGGAAAGACAAAUCCGCCAUYUUGGAUAUGUCAGAAGACUUUUCUCCUGCAACUAACGGUCAAAAUUGCUGGAAAGAAAUGAAAAAAGGAACAGUUUCCAAUAGCCCAAUUUAUUUUGAAGUCGAUGGCCUUCCUUACAUUGCAUUUACUUCAUAUUCUACCAGGGGCAGAAAUCGUUCCCAGACCUGUCGUUUUGUCGUCCAGAAUUACAACCCAUUAGAAAUGCACUUGACUUUAGAUCGAAUGCAGUCUUUUUACGAAAACCCAGAAGACGUGAGCUACGAGCAAUUGGACACCGAGGAAAGACCGCCAGUUCAUCCAAGUGCAGAAUUGAUAGUACUUUGUUCAUCUGACAAAACUAAUGAAAAAAUUAAACGUUUCCCAUUUUCGCACACUAAACACCUUGUUGGGGUUUCCCUUACUGCGUUUUUUAUCGUUUUGCUCUUUGUAAUAUAUAGCAAAUAAGAUUUUUAUGAAGUACCUUUCAAUUUUUAA
Molecule: messenger RNA, 1845 nt
Organism: Exaiptasia diaphana
Lineage: Eukaryota; Metazoa; Cnidaria; Anthozoa; Actiniaria; Aiptasiidae
Molecular function (GO): toxin activity
Source: RefSeq, a predicted model, not a curated record